This is a messenger RNA of Wallemia ichthyophaga EXF-994, 5544 nucleotides long. RefSeq lists its product as uncharacterized. The coding region runs from base 1 to 5544 and encodes 1847 amino acids. The transcript is spliced from 8 exons. NCBI's taxonomy places the organism in Eukaryota, Fungi, Basidiomycota, Wallemiomycetes, Wallemiales, Wallemiaceae. Gene Ontology annotation, cellular component: nucleolus. Gene Ontology annotation, biological process: maturation of LSU-rRNA from tricistronic rRNA transcript (SSU-rRNA, 5.8S rRNA, LSU-rRNA); maturation of 5.8S rRNA from tricistronic rRNA transcript (SSU-rRNA, 5.8S rRNA, LSU-rRNA). The record is from RefSeq and is a predicted model, not a curated record.
AUGACGCCGCCGCCAGUCAAGCGUCAGAAGCCCGAGAUAGAAUUCACGGAUGGAUUAGACUUUAUUACGAAAUUCAGCGCUGCUUAUAGAGCCUCUGCGCAUGAGGGAUCUCUCUCCGGUAUCAAAGAUAUCUUAAGCGCUUUCAGAAGCGCUAUCACAAUACCGCAAGACCUUCCUAUAACCGAUAAGCGCUACAAAUUAGUUUUAGAUUAUCUAAGAAGGUCUUCCAAUGCAUCUGAGCUUUUCAGGUGCUGGGAGUUGUGCCAUCAGGACCACAAAUUAGCUGCAAGUCUCCCCCUCCCUCUCACUACCAUUGCUGCUCUCCUCAAUGUUGCGGCUUCGCACACUCACUUGCAUCCAUCUGCAUUAGCCAUCCUCAACGAAGCUAUAAAAUCACAGUCCUUCCUCAGAGAUUACAUGGGUGAUAACAAAAACGACCUUAUCUUGGCGUCUCUCAAGCUAACCCUCGCCAUGGCUGAGGCUGCUGGUAGGAUUGGCGUGCAGAAGGAAAUGCGCACCAUUUGGGAGAACUUUGGAUGGUCAUUUAAGUUUGUACCAAAAUUGCUGAAUAUGCGCAGAAAGAAGUCCACUGAUGGCGAAAACGACCCUAUCGGAAAAGCGGAUAUUCGUACGCUCUACUUACUUCUCAAUAUGGUGUUCAUUUCACCAUCACUCUCCAAUCCAUACCUUAUCAACAUGCACUUGUCACACAAAGAGAUCAACCAGCAACUCUUUAAAGGACUCUCGCAAGAUCAUUAUCUUGUGAUACAAAAGUUUCUUAAAAUUUGGCAUGAUUGCUGGUCAGACGGUCGUAUAUCUAGAUCUAUCAAACUCUCUAUCUGGAAUGAGCAGACUAUUGACCACAUAUUAAAGCUCUACAACAGAAAUGAAAACGAAGGUGAUGAUGUGAUUGAGCAAAUUCCAGCUAAGCUCGUACAUGUAUAUCUCAAAUCAUUGUGCACAAGACCAGGAUUCGCGUUGUGUUUCAAAGACGAUGGUUACUACCCCCGCCAGCAGCAACAGCAGGGCGAGAAUAUAAGUACCAGCAGACUUUACAACCGUCAAUUACUCGGUGUUCUUAAGAAUCUUCGUAUCGGUGACAAUGAGCUCAACGCUGAUUUGGCCCUGUCAAUACUAGCAGCAUGUCCGGAGCUGGCAUCGCAUUACUGGAAACAGUCAAGUUUGACACUCGAGCCCCGUUUAUCAUCGAGAUGGAUCUCCAACAUUUCCUACUUAGCAUGUGCGGUGUCCUUACCAGUUCCAACUGAAUCAUUCAAGCAAAACGGAUUUUACAAGCCAUCACCACCACCGUUGAAUGGAAUGAUUGAAGCAAUUAUCCCGACGAUUGUUCAGAAAGCCAACUUUACUAAAGGUUUACACUCUUCAACUCCAGUGCAACUGGUACAGCACUGCAUAUCGCUUGCGGUCACAAAAGCCCUUGAUAAGCUUGAUAGAGUUCAGCAAUUGAUGCAGGAGGCAGCUGAUUCGUUAGAAGAGAGCGAGGCAGAUGGCCAAUGGCACAGACGUCGUAGAGAGUUGUUGCGUGAAGCGAUAAAAAGAUUGCCUGAGGGUAAAGUUAUUGCUCAUUUUGCUGCAUCUCAAGAAUCAUCAAAGAACAAGAUGUUGCUGGAAAAUUCGCUAAGAUUGUUGCAUCAGUAUCAGUCAGUUAUACCGACAGCCUUCCAAGAAUCUCAAAUUGAUGUAUCGAAGUUGCUUUUCUCAGGUGGACUUGCAGAUCCUAACCUUGAUUCAUUUGACUCUUUGAGUCAACUGCACGCGCUUCGUUUGUUGAAAGGCAGUGAUGUAUACAAUGUCGCUUCGAAAGUCGGGUCAGAGAGUGCAUUCAAAGCAAUCAUGAAACUCAAUAUCAAUACUAAACACGCUUUUAUUAGAAAUGUCACUAGUGAGAUUGUCUCCAAUUUCUUAUCGAACAGCGUUUUAUUCGAGCACGACAAAUCUGAAACUCACCUCUGGCUUUCAAACUUGAGCGCGGAUAGCCUCGAUUUCGUUGAUAGCUGCAUUUUGCGCUGCGUUAAGACACCUUACAGAUAUUUAGAGCAAAUGCGAGAACUUUUAGAUAAGGAGUCUGAUGCAGAUUUACCUGCUUCACUCCCAUCUCCACUUAUCUAUACUUUACUUGAACAGCUAAGCUAUCAAAUUUCGAAGAAGCUGCUGAGCGAUGAUAACGCAGCUGAGUUGGCAGGCUAUGCUCGUAAUCUGAUUAUCGGACUGGCCGGAAAACAGCCUUCAAUUGACGGUAUUGUUAAGCGUCUUGUUGACUGGUUGAGACAUAUUUGUGACAGUCACGAUGGUUCCAAUUCCCGCAUACAGUCAGAUAUCAUCAAAAGACAAACGAAGGGUCUCACUAAGCCACCAAAGAAGGUGUCUGGCUUAGAUGGGCUCGAUCAUUCGGACUUACCAGCUCGCAUCUAUUCUUUAGAUCCAGUUGACCAGAAUCUAUUCGCGUCUGUCAAGUUUGAUGGUACACAGAGCUUGAUUGAACGUUUCGAUUUAGUUGUUCCACAUAUCACACCAGAUGCCCUCGACGAUGUUGUGUCAAGAGACUACAUCAAAGAGAGUGCCAAGGCAUACUACUCACAUGCAAGAUCAACUCAAUUCCUUGUCCGCAGACUUGGGGAUGAACGUGGCAGAGAUGUUAUCAUCAGUCUGUUAAUUGAGCUUAUCAAGUCCGCUGGAAAGAAUGAGAAAAGAACUGUCAUCGAGACUGUACUGCAAUCUCGCGUGUUACUCGCCAUUUUUAAUACAAAGAACAUAGAGCUCAGUCUAUCAAACUCUUUGAAACGAUUCACCGAAGAGCUGAAGAAGGUCGAUAAUAUUUCACAUGAUUAUGCUGGACAGUUAUCCGACUUUGUUGGUCAAGCAGCUACACAAUUCACUAAAAAGGAUUGGAAGGAUUAUGAAAGUGUUAUGAUUUGUUGGAUACCAUUCUUUGACUUCAAACAGCUGAACGAAGCGCUCAUGAUGUCAGCAGUCAACGCACCGGAAAGCUUAGUGACAUUCAAGCACAUUUUGAUUAUCUUGAACAGGAGCGAGCACUCUGAAAUAGUUGCAAGCGUAUACGAUAGAUCAUCAUCCCUGAAGACGCUGAUCGACGUUGUGUUCAAGACAACAGAUGAGGGUGUCUUGAACGAGCUGCACAAGUUCUUUGAACGUCUAUUGCCGCUCAGAAACUUCAAUCAGGGCGACGCCACCGUAGCUGUUUCUCAAUUUAAGAGUUUGCUCAAACCAAAAGAGGUAGAAGUGAAAAAGGUUCAAUUACCUCAGACGCAAAAGCAGGAUUCCAUCAUGGCCUUGUUGAUCACAAGAUUCUCUCAAUACAGACGCGCUUUCUACAAGUCAACCAAAAAGGUUAAUAUCGGUGAUCUGCCCAAGUUGUCAGCGACUGCUUACGGGAAUAUUGUCGCACUUGGCGUGAGAUUUGGUGCCUCACUGGAGGACAAAGAGAUUGAUUUAGCUAAAAAGGUGGCUGGAGUUGCUGUUCAGCAUGCUAUCGAUAUAGAGAAUGAAGAAGUUUCUAUUGAACAUAUCUUUGCUUUAUUCAAAUCAUCAGCUGAUGCCCAAUCCCUUUUAUCUCAAUUGAACUGGAUACCUGGAUACAGUGCAAGGUUGUGCAAAUUGCUUAGUCAGAUUACUGAUUCCCUCUCAUCAUUUGAGGAAUCGCAAAGCUUUAUCAAGAAAGCAUUCAUUGGCAACCUCGACAAAAUGGUCAGAAUUAUCAACAUGCAAGAAAAAGAAGUCGAUGCAGCUGCUUUGGAGUGUUUGGCGAAUGUCGCAUCAAAGAUACAAUUGUCUGCUGACGAUGUCGAGUCUUUCCUUAUCACAUCCUCGCAACGCGGUUUGUCACAAGCCCCUGUGAUGAAAUUUGCAGGUGUUUUGCUGAAUUCAGUGCAACUACCCCCAAAUCUCGUUCUUUCACUGAUUCAGUACGCUUACGGAUCUAAUUUAUUCAAAGAUGUGUCUUCAAAUAUAAGCAUUACGAAGCAGCGCGUUUUAGAGUACAUCCACAAACUCUUCCACAAGGCACCUGCGGCUCUUUGUCAACUCACACAAAUCAAUCCAUUGGUGAACAUCUACAAUGCAACCUUACAUCCAUCUGAUACUCUUAUACUAGAUAUCUUCAACCUUUUCGAGCGUGUCUGCAGGCAGUCCCUCACCGCCAUUACUAGGGUUUGGACACCUCCAUCUACUAUUGCGCCAGCAAAUUCCAACAGUCGCGCAAUAGACGCAAUCACCGCGCUAGAUAGUAAUAAGGUAUUUAGCACCUGCCUGUCCUUCCCUAACAGACUGUCUUUUUCGAGGGAUAUUAGCAACAUUGAUGACAUAGAAUGUCCUGAAGACCUCUACGAUCCUAGAUUUUUGAUGGCAUUACUAUCGAGCGUUUUUAUGGAUGAAACCCUCACUGAUUUCGAGUACCUCGAGUUGGUUAGAUACUCAAUCAUCAACGUUCCUAUAAUGGGCCUGUCAUCGCGCCGUCCUGACAUGAGAAAGGCUUCCCUGCAUCUUAUGGGACACGUCAGCGGUAUAUUGAACAAACGGAACUUUACAGAAAAGGCAGAAUUGGAAUACUUGUUACAAAACUUCCGUAACACAAUACCUCAGCAUGAAAUGCAUGAAGAGGUGCCUAGACAACCAACCUUGAUUACAGCGUUCGUUUCACACGCCACAAGAGCGAUAGUCAACCCAUCAAACCACGCUUACCCACUCAUAAUGAGAUUUCUACUGCAGCGUCCGCAACUCGAUGUCAAGAAUGUCCCGCUCUUCUUCGACCUCCUACUUAGUUACGGUGAAGACAGGAGAUGGGAAAGAGGAUGGAUAUUGAAGCUGUUAAGAGAUGGUGUAAAGUCAUCAUAUGAUUGGCUGAUGAUGAAGCGUCGUCACAAUUGGGACGUUCUAGCUACGUUAUACGAAUCGUCGACAGAUGAUAUUGCAAUCAAGACACUGAUUGAAGAAGUUGCUUUGACUUUGACAAGCAAUCCUGCAACAGCUACCAAUAUUGUCACAUCCAAGCCGUUCUUGAUGUGGAUCAAUCAACAGUUUGCCAUCACGAAGGUUGGCAGUAGAUCUUUGAAAAACUUUCUCAAAGUUGUUUCAAAUAUUGUCAAGAACGGGGAUAUAUCUGCGAUGGAUUAUUCGUCAAGAGGUGUUUGGAGAUCUGAGGUUUUCUCAAUUGUCAAUCUCGCCACCAAGUACAACGAUAUAGAGUGUUUGAGACUGUCGUCUGAGAUUUUCCACUCACUGACAAACUUACCUAUGUCGGAGAAAUACCGUGACAUCAUUUCGUCAGGUUCGGUUGAGGCGCUGCUCAAAAACCUUGUCACCGCUGUAUCUAGAGCUGGAUACGAUAUUGAUGAAAAUUACAGAACUACACUGAAAAAUCUCGGGUUGGUCUUUGCAGCUGUCAAAACUAACGACACACAUUCCAAAGACACACAUGGUUGGAUUCAACUGAUCAGCAGAAUAUUAGCUACUGGUGAUGACAAUUACUACAACAUGGUAUUAGGGCAGUUACAUAAUUACUUGUAG